AUGGCGUUCAACCUGUUCCACAAAAACGCGUUUAACAUAUCGAGCCAGGUGACAACCAACCGCACGCAGACGGAUCCCUUGUCGGCGCUGGCGUCGGUCAUCUUGAGCUUCCAGAAUGGCGUCGAUGGCGUGCUCCGAGCCUACCUCGAGCGCAUCUACCUUACGACACGGCACGCCGCCGAGCGCUCGGACGGUCCCAACGGGCAAUAUUAUCGACGCGAAGGCUGCACUGUCCGCGCCAUGGACGGAGCCGCUUCGAACGGAGACUUUGGCGUACUCGCACUCUUGCACACGGCGCGCCACGAAGGCUGCUCGGACCGCGCAGUCGACGGCGCCGCGGCCCUCGGGUCAGCCGUGCUACUCGACUACCUCUAA
Molecule: messenger RNA, 375 nt
Organism: Saprolegnia parasitica CBS 223.65
Lineage: Eukaryota; Oomycota; Saprolegniomycetes; Saprolegniales; Saprolegniaceae
Exons: 3
Coding region: 1-375 (124 amino acids)
Source: RefSeq, a predicted model, not a curated record